Molecule: messenger RNA, 7998 nt
Organism: Chrysemys picta bellii (western painted turtle)
Lineage: Eukaryota; Metazoa; Chordata; Testudines; Emydidae
Gene: MFNG
Product: MFNG O-fucosylpeptide 3-beta-N-acetylglucosaminyltransferase
Biological process (GO): pattern specification process; regulation of Notch signaling pathway
Cellular component (GO): Golgi membrane
Molecular function (GO): O-fucosylpeptide 3-beta-N-acetylglucosaminyltransferase activity
Source: RefSeq, a predicted model, not a curated record
CUUGCCUGGUUCUCCCAGAGCCUUCGUCCCUGUAGCUCCGGUUACCUCCGGGAGUCUGGGGCCUCCACCAUCUGGGUCCUUCUCCAGGGGAACAAUAGGAGAGGGGAGAGCCAGUGGGGCUGCUGGAAGGCUGGGGCUUGCCUCACCCUUCGAACAGAGGCUGUGCUCACCCCACCGCUCUGACUCUGGAGCUGGCAAUCCAGCCCCUCCCCCCCAUCCUGCCCCCUCCUCUCACAUGCUGAGGGAAAAGGGAGAACAGAGAAGCAGAGUGGGGAAGAGACAGACAUGAAGGGAAGGAAGGAGAGGAGUGGAGUGGAGGGGGUCAGGAGGCGGUGUCUGUGCAGCACACUCCUGGGAGCGUGCCUGGCGUUAGAAGCACCCCUCUGGGAGUGAUAGCACUCUCAGGCGUGCGGUUAGCUUGGAGAGCCCUCCCCCCAUCGGUGCCAGGGCUGCUUUGCAGAGCAAUUGCUGGCCGAGCUGCGGAGUCCUUCAGCACUUGGGAGAAGCUGGAUGCUUGGGGUGUGCUGGGGGACCUGCAGAGGUUGAAAAGGAGGAUGGACAGCACUGGAGCUGGUAUGUGCAGGCAGACACAAAGCUGGAGAAAAGUGUGGGCCAGGCAGUCCUGGGGCCCCCCUGCACAGCCCCAUGCUAGGGGUGAUGGGGAGCAGCAUGAAGGGAGGACAGCCCUGGAUGCAGGUCUGCAUGUCCCCAGGACUGGGACAGUGUGGGCUGGGAGAGGCAGAGAUCGGCAGAGGCAGAAUGCUUGUUGCUUUCGCAGGAUGUGGGAAAUGGGCCCAGGCAGAGGAUGGGCUAGACAAUGCCAAAGUCCCCUUUGUGUCCCCAUAACGACGCUUAGCCCUGAGCUAGUGCUUUGUGGUUUUCCAGCUCUGGGCAAAGAUGAACCCGCUGAUCCUCACGGCUCCCCUGGGAUGAGAGGUCACAUUGGCCUACGCUGAUCCAUUCCACAAGCCCAGCUCCAGUUGGUUCCAGAUGUGAUGGAGGGGAAGAGAGGAAUCCAAGGUAAACAUUAACCCAGUAAUGUUCCCUGGCUUCAGUUCCACCUUGCACUGUAUCACUCCUCCCUGGGGGGUGCCCGAAUUCCCUGCCCUGGGAGGUAACGCUGCCUGCUGUAGAGGAAUGAGUCAUGGGUUAAGGAACAGGUGGCAUGCCAUUAGCAGCCAUGGGCACCAAUUACCAGCCGUAAAAGCCUUGUACAAUCCUAAUGUAAAGAGUCAUUUAGAAAAACCGUUCUACCUGCCCUCAGGGGAGGGGAUCUGCUGGAGUGUGCAUCUGAGUGCGCGUGCAGUCGGGUUGGGGGUGGAUUUCCAAGUCCUUCACUAGCUUUAGCCUUCCCUAGGGGUGGUUUGCAAAACUUCCCUACCAUUGCUCACACUGGCUCAGCACCACAGGAAUUAACAUUAGCAGCUGUAAUGUACAUGGCUGACCAUCGGCCUAAGCACUAUGUGGAGGCGAUCUGCUCUGAGCAGGGUUAGAUGGCAUGGUGAGCAACAUAUCUAAGCUAAGGGCUAGAUCCCCAGCUGCAGCUGAGAUAUGUGAAACGGGAGAGCGCAAAUGGCUGUAAACCUUGGGGCUGCUUUAAAUUAUGCCCAACUAUCCAUGGGCCCAAGGGGCAGGUCCAACAGCUGGGGAUCGCUGGAGUGUAGGGAUGCCUUAUCCAUCCCCAUUGCAACAGGGCAAGGAGUGGCAGUGAGCCAGUUAAGCUGGCGUUCUAGCUACUUUGUGUCACUUUGCAUAGGGCCCUACAGAACCCGAGACUGGACCUGGAGCUGCCCUGGCAGCUGGGAAGGGGGGUUGGGAAAGCCCCUUAGUGCGGAAUUCCUCUCUGCAUUGGUGCUGAGUCUGGCACAGAGACUGACUGGGGAGGCAAUGUGCCCCCUGAUUCUCCAGUGGCACGCCAUCUGCAGUGGCUCCUCUGGGUCAGUCUAAGUUCCAAGGGCAUUAGAACUCCUGGCCAUGCUGCCUCCCCUUCUCAGCCGUCCCCCAGCCCUGCCAGCACGUCGCCUUUUGCAGGGGUGUUAUGCUGGCUUUGUGCCUGCUGGGACCCCCAAUGCCACUGCGAAGCGGCCACAGUGUGGGGUGAACUCCCCCCCCCCCCCGACCAGCCUGGCUCACUUUUGAGAGGCUCCCUGAGAGUUGGGGGUGGGGGCAGAAGCAUGUUCCCCUCAGGUUGAUGACAUGAGAGUCGGGUCCCUGGACACUUCCUCCUUCAGGCCCCAUCCUAUGAAGUCUUCUCUGGGGAAUCGGAGCCCCCAGCUAGCAUGAGGAUGAGCUCUUUCUCCUGGCCUGACACAAGGAGCAGCCCACAGGGCAGCAGCUGUGAGCAGAGGCGACAGCUAGCCAGGAUUCCCCACAGGCUGAAGGGCCCCGCCUACCCUGUGCCCAAGGAAGGGGUGGGCGGAGCCUGGUGCCUGUAGCUAGAGGGAGUCAGUGAGAGCUGAACAGACAGAGCAGGUGGAAGGCAGCUCGCUUGCUCGUUCCCCGGACCUGGCUAUCCCCAGCCUCUUGCCUGCAUCAGCCUCUAGCCUGGGACCUGUCCUGAUGCAUCCUUUGAUGCUGGGUCAGCAUCUUUGCCUCCAGCAAACCGGAAACCAGAGUCACUCCCCUGGAUAUUCCCCCAUCACACCUCCUGGAAACCUGGGACCCUCAACCCCUUGCGUGGAAUGGACUCUCCUCCUGGACCCUUGACCUUUCACCCUGACCAGGCUCCCGCCCAGGACCCUCAGCCUCGCAGCUAAGAGCCUGGGGUCUGGGUUAGUUCAGCUCUGGCUGUGUAAUUUGCUGGCCUUCAGGUGUCUGCCUGUCACCUGUCCUGCCAGCUGGAAAAUCAGGUCUUCCUCGUCCCUGUGUCUCUUUCCUGGAGGCUGCCCCCAUUCCCAGGGACAAUUGUCCCUCUCAGCCUUGGUGUUUGGCUCUCUAAGAAUUUCACUGCCACUUUCUGCUCCCCUCCCAUCACUUUUUAUGGCCAUGUCCUAGUUGGGCCUCAGCUUGUCUGUCCUCCCCUUUGGGAGGCAUGAGGCCAGCAUGGGGCUCACAGACCCUGGGGUGUGGAGGAAGAAGCUCCCUCUGCCUGCUGGGCUUCUUGCCGUGGCGUUGGAAGUUGGCAGUGAUGCGUCGGCAUCUCCUCCGCUGUCUCUCUGGAGCUGCUCUACUCCUUGUCACCAUGGCUUUCCUCUCCAUGAGGCACCGUGGCACUCAAGAGUUGGUCCGCUACCAAGGGGUUGGUGAUGGGACAUCGGAUAUCCUGGAGCACCAGGCUAAAAUGUCCCCAGCGGAUGUGCUGAGAGACAGCAGCAGGAGACAGGAGCUGAAAGAGCCACCAGGCCCUUCCAAGGUGGGCUCCAGUGUGCGGAGAGGCCUGGAGCUUGGAGAGGUUUUCAUUGCUGUGAAGACAACCAAGAUGUUCCACCAGACCAGGCUGGAGCUGCUGCUGGACACUUGGAUAUCCAAGGCAAAAGAGCAGACCUACGUCUUUACUGACGAAGAAGACGAAGCCCUGCAGAAGAGAAUGGGUGACCAUGUGGUAUUCACAAACUGCUCCGCAGAGCAUAGCCACCCAGCCCUCUCCUGCAAGAUGGCAGCCGAGUUCGAUGCGUUCUUGGCCAGCGGCCUGAGCUGGUUUUGCCACUUGGAUGAUGAUAACUACCUAAACCCACAGGCCCUCUUGAAGCUCUUGUCUUCCUACUCUCCAGACCAGGAUGUUUACAUUGGGAAGCCCAGCCUGAACCGGCCCAUCCACGCCUCCGAAACAAUGCCCAACAAUCAGACGAGGUCCGUGCGCUUCUGGUUCGCUACUGGAGGGGCGGGAUUCUGCAUCAGCCGCAGGCUGGCCGUCAAGAUGGCACCUUGGGCCAGCGGCAGUAACUUCCUGAGCACCUCAGAGCUCAUCCGCCUCCCGGACGACUGCACCGUGGGCUACAUCGUGGAGUGCAAACUGGGCGGGCGUCUGCUCCCCAACAUGCUCUUCCACUCUCACCUGGAGAACCUGCAGCUGAUCCCCAGGCCGCAGCUCCCGCAGCAGGUCACCCUCAGCUAUGGUGUCUUCGAGAAGAAACUCAACACUGUUGAGCUGGCCGGCCCCUUCUCCCAGCACGAUGACCCCUCCAGGUUCCAAUCCCUUCACUGCCUUCUCUACCCGGACACUUCCUGGUGCCCACGGCCUGUCUGAGCUCCCACACCCAAAGGGUCCCACUCAGGCCAGCGACCCUCAGUUCGUGUUGUGUGUGGGGGCACUCAAGGCGCCCUGGGCGCUCCCUCUCUCCUUCGCAGUGACUGCCCUGGGGCCGCAUGCUGCAGCUAGCAAUAGCUUGGUGGGUCAGUGCUUGCUGAGCACGGCACAGGGUGAGAAGGUAGAAUCCACAGCAAGGCGCCCAGGUGAAAAUGUGGAAUUACGCUGUUGGUGGGACAUUUCAAAUGCAACCCAAUUUCCCAUGGGCUCUGGGACACUUGUGGGGGGUGAGGAUGGGCGGGAGGGGAAGUCGACAUGCCUCUGGUAAUGUAGGCAGUGUAGUGGUAGCCCUGUCGGUCCCAGGAUAUUAGAGAGACAAGGUGGGGGAGGUAACCUUAUGCCUCUAUUAACAGCCAGACUUUGGCCACAACUGCUGGCUGUGCCAGAAUAGAUGGAGACCUGGUGCCCCCUGCUGCGUGGAUGGAGCAUAUCUCUGUAUGCAUCCUGAGCCGCACUGACCGUGUGGGGCCGAGUGUGAAUGGAGUGUACGGCUGGCCUUCACUUCAGUCUCUGCUGGGCAGAGCCUCUCCUCCCUUUAUGCCCCCAAACCCUUUCUCACUGAGCCUAUGCUGGACAAGAGCCUUUUCUGUCCUCCCCUUUGUUGAGCCUCUGCUGGCCAGGGCUCCGCCUGCCCCAGCCCCCUUGCUAAGCCUCUGCUUAGAUAGUUUGGCUACAUUCUCACGCCAGAAACUCAAGUCUUUGAUCAUUUGUUUCAAUAAAAUGACAGUGUGAUCACGUCUUCGCGCUAGAUCAGCCCAAGAGAAGCGCCGCACUGGGACUGUCCUGGGAAGGGGACGGGGGCCAGGAGCCCGAGUGCUGGGUUCCUCCAGGAGUCUCCCAUGUGAUGGGCGGGUGGAGGCUUGUGUGGGUUUGUGCAUUAUUCAAGUGGGGAUAUCUCUCUGUCUCUCCCUGAGCACUCUCCCUUUUCUCUGCUCCACUGGGGAUCGGGAUAAUCCCUCUUUCUAAUGACCAGCCUGUCCUCUGAGAUUAGACUCCAAUCUCUACCUGGCGGGAGGGGAUGUGAGAGGAUAGACUUAAAGAAGGAUUUGAAGUGGGAGAAAGGGAGAAUGAGGUAGAAGAGGGAGGAGGAGAUAGUGAAGGAGCACACAGGAGCAGAUUGGAGAUGGUAGAUUUAAGAGCCAUGCCAAAAAACCCCAAAUUCACUAUGGAGUGAAAGCGGAAGGGCAAACAGCUUAUUACCCCUGCUCUUCAGCCCUCCAGACACUAGGGGGCAGCUUCAUUGGCUCCUCACUCCUUGCUCAGUGCAGCAGAGAGGGGAAGAAGGAGUGAGAGGGAGAGGUGGGAGUAGGGUGACCAGACAGCAAGUGUGAAAAAUCGGUAUGGGGUGGGUGGUAAUAGGAGACUAUAUAAGAAAAAGACCCCAAAAUUGGAACUGUCCCUAUAAAAUUGGGACAUCUGGUCACCUUAGGUGGGACAUGCAAGGUUGCUGACUGUUCAGAGUGUUUCCAGAUCCUGGGGGGCGGGAAUGUCUCUUGCCCUGGUCUGGGCUUGUUGUGUUGCCCAAAGGUCCCUCCUAAUUGAUGGGAAAUGAAUAGCAGUUACGUUUUGUCUUUGCUUACGUACAGAGAGCAGACUGGGGGAAAGCUAACAAGCAAAGAAACCACUUUCAAUGGCAACGGAUGCUCUGAAUAAAAGAAAUGUAAAGUGGGUGCCUUUUCAAGGGAAGGUGUUUUUCAAAAGCCAGUGGUGUACAAGGGGGACGUCUGGCGUUCUGUGAGAAUGCAGAUGAAAGUGCAGGGUGUGAUCUCUCUACAUAGUCAUACAGGUUGGAAGAGAAAUCUUUAACACGGGAUAAUACAACUGCAUCUAUUGCAGUCAGUGUGGUAGAGGCCUACGGAGAGCACCACUGUGUCUUUACCAUUUUGCAAACCGGUCAGCCCAACCCCCUGCAAAGGAACUACAAUUGUCCUGGCUUGCACUGCAGACCCUUGUGUAGGAUAUUGAAGGGUUAAAAAUCACAUGUUUCAAAGGUGUUUCCACCUGGGCAGAGAGGGUUCAAGAAUUGAAAGCAUGCUUUGAUUUUUUUAGAAGAAUACAGUGGCCUCUUGUCACUUUCCAAUCCAACUAUUUCUUCCAGUCAGUGAUCAACUUCUGAAGAAGCAGACGGCUCUCAAGUCCUGCUUUCUGUCACAAGAAAUGCACCUUUUCAUCUGGAAACUCCUCUCUGAUGAUCAGGAACAAGGACUUGCUGAUAACAAUUACCUCCCCUUGGGUGUAUAAUGGUUUCCUUGCACAGUGACGGGAGCCCAGUAACCAUAGGAAUCAAAGCCAUUGAAAGUGAAGUCACCCACACUGCAGGAGUACGUGUGUGGCAAUCCGUUGAGAUUAAGGAUGAGUUUGAAGUUCCCGGGGUCAGAGAAUGUUUUGGGGCUUCAAGUUAACCAGAACAGGAAAAAGCUUCUGGCUGGCCUAAGCCAGCCUAGCGCCCAAGAGAGGAGUCUACAGUGCCUGGAUUCCCUCCCCCCACCCAUUUGAGAUCUCACCUCCUAUGCAUUCAGUGCUUAGAUUAAAAAAGCCAAUCAUAUCUGAAGAAGUGACAGCAGGUGCAGAGGCAGUCAGAGCACAACACAGUGGGGGGUGAGGGAGGGGGCGACUAAACAACAAACUCUGAGUCUUGUGGGAAGACAAGCUGCAGGAAUAGGAGGCAAAUGCUGGGUCAGGGCCUCAUCUGGUGUAAACUGGCCCAGCUCCAUUUACCCCAGCUGAGAAUCGGGCCCUGAAAGGGUCAAGUCCUUCAGCAGGUGUGAGAGUCCAAACUUUCUUAAACCAGUGGAACAUUUCCUUGCCAUACCAGCAAGCACCGCUCCUGUGGAGAACAUCGGCUCUCAUGAAGAGCCUGCAAACUAAUGAGAAGAGGAGGAUGUGGAGGAAAGCAGGGUUGUGUUAAAGUGAACUUCAAAAGGGCCUGUGGUAACUGCUCCGGUGCUGUACUAGAAAGAAAAGGGCUCCUCAAAGCAGACAAAGGGAUCCAAGAGCGUUUUUUUUUAAGCACAAAAAAGCCAGCUUAAGGGGACACUGACAACUUGAAAUCUGAUCAGUGUUAAAGAACUAUCCCAUCCCUGAGUCGGGGUUUUACAAUCCCGUUUUAUUGGGAACAAUCUAAUGUGAAAGUUUUUGUGGAAUUUUUUCACUGUUCUCUGUGGCAACAUUUUGAGGCUUGAGCUGUUUUGACCAGCUCUAUUAGAUGUUUGUCUCUCCCCUGCUGCUGUGAGAGACUCACCCAAAGAGGUGAAACUGACUAAGGCCCCAGGCCUGCAACUGACUGAGCAGAACCCCAUUGACUGGAGUGGGGGCUCCUUGUGGCACAAUUCACAUGAUCAGGGCCUAACUGACUAUCCACAAAGGGUGAAAAUCCUGGUUCUACUGACAGCAAUGGGAGUUUUGCCUCUGACUUCACAGGCGCCAAGAUUUCACUCCAAGAGGGGAAAUGGUGAAACUAACUAUGCACAGAGCACCAUCGAAUACACAAAGGAAACAAGAUGGAAAAACUAGCGACAACUAUUUGUUCCCCCUUUAUUUUGUCAGGUACUAUCACCCAGGGUGUCACUUGUGACAAUAGCAGGUAAAAUAAACUCAGAGAGGCCUGUGGUGACUAAGCUGAUGGGGCCCCUUAACUGCUGUCCCUUGACAAGUUGAAUUUUCUGCCUGGUGCAAUUUGAUCUAGCCUGAAUUCCAAGAAAGCUAAAAACUCAUUUCUUCCACUGUUUAAAAUGUGUGUGAUUAAUUAUGGA